Jaculus jaculus (lesser Egyptian jerboa) is the source of this 4991-nucleotide messenger RNA. It is a transcript of the gene Ppm1f, whose product is annotated as protein phosphatase, Mg2+/Mn2+ dependent 1F. The coding region runs from base 162 to 1502 and encodes 446 amino acids. Gene Ontology annotation, biological process: protein dephosphorylation; negative regulation of protein kinase activity. Gene Ontology annotation, cellular component: cytosol. The transcript has 9 exons. Gene Ontology annotation, molecular function: protein serine/threonine phosphatase activity; cation binding. Lineage: Eukaryota; Metazoa; Chordata; Mammalia; Rodentia; Dipodidae. The record is from RefSeq and is a predicted model, not a curated record.
GCAAACGCCGCGGCAGGGUGGCAGGUGAGGCAGAGAGGACUUGCGGGUGGAGGUGCGAGGACGAGGGCCAGAGACUUUCACCACAAGGGACUUAGAGUGAAGGCUGACUGGAGACCAUCUUACCCUAGCCUGGCUGCAAGCCCUGCUGGAAUGCGCUGAGCAUGGCAUCGGGAGCCUCAGAAAACAGCAGCCAGAAGGCUUUUGGUGCAGAGAUUCCAGACUUCCUGGACACACUCCUCCAAGACUUCCCAGCCCCAUUGAGCCCAGAGAGUCCUUUGCCAUGGAAGGCCCCUGGGACAGCACUGAGCCAGGAGGAAGUAGAAGGCGAGCUGGCUGAACUGGCAAUGGGCUUCCUGAGCAGCAGGAAUGCUCCAUCACAAUUAGCUGCAUCUCUGACCCAUGAAGCCAUUUCCCAGCUGCUACAGACAAACCUUUCUGAAUUUAAGAAGUUGCCCAAACAAGAAGAGGAGGAUGAGGAAGAGAAAGCUCCUGUAACCUUACUAGAUGCCAAAGGCCUUGCAUGGAGUUUUUUUAACCAGCUCUGGCAAGUAUGUAGCCACUGGCAGAAGCAGGUUCCAUUGACUGCCCAGACCCCACAGCGGCAAUGGCUGGUCUCCAUCCAUGCCAUCCGGAAUACCCGCCGCAAGAUGGAGGAUCGACACGUGUCCCUUCCUACCUUCAACCACCUCUUUGGCUUGUCGGACUCUGUAGACCGCGCCUACUUUGCUGUGUUUGAUGGUCAUGGAGGUGUAGAUGCUGCAAGGUAUGCUGCUGUCCACAUGCACGUUAAUGCUGCCCAUCAUCCGGAGCUGUCCACAGACCCCACAGGAGCCCUCAAAGAAGCCUUCAGGCGCACCGAUGAAAUGUUUCUCUGCAAAGCCAAGAGAGAGCGACUGCAGAGUGGCACCACAGGCGUGUGCACACUCAUUGCAGGAACAACUCUGCACAUUGCCUGGCUCGGGGACUCCCAGGUCAUCCUAGUACAACAGGGACAAGUAGUGAAGUUGAUGGAGCCACAUAAACCCGAACGACAGGAUGAGAAGGCACGCAUUGAAGCACUGGGUGGCUUUGUCUCUCUCAUGGACUGCUGGAGAGUCAACGGGACCCUGGCUGUCUCUAGAGCCAUCGGGGACAUCUUCCAGAAGCCCUACGUGUCUGGUGAGGCAGAUGCAGCUUCCCGGGAGCUGACAGGCGCCGAGGACUACCUGCUGCUUGCUUGCGAUGGCUUCUUUGAUGUCGUCUCUCACCAGGAAGUCACCAGCCUUGUCCACAGUCAUCUGGUCAAACAGAAGGGCAGUGGGUUCCAUGUCGCUGAGGAGCUGGUGGCUGAAGCCCGGGAGCGGGGCUCCCAUGACAACAUCACAGUCAUGGUUGUCUUCUUCAGAGAUCCCAAGGAGCUCCUGGAGGGUGGAGCCCAGGGGGCAGGGGAUGUCCAGACAGAAGUAAGAUGCCAGGAUUUGUCCUCUGGCCUCUCAGAGCUUGAGACCAAACCCUCACAGUGAAGCUAGAUGGUCCAGGCUCCCCUGUGCCAUCUUUACCCUUCCCCCUGCCCUUGUGAUCCUUCCCUUCAGAGACGUAGGACCCAGCAGAUGUAGUGGACAGGGGUGCUCACCCGCACAGCACUCCUCCAGCACCCUAGCCACUCAUGGUGCCUGCCACAGCCUGUCCUGAUGGCUGUAAAAUGAUGAUAGGCAGCAGGUGGAUCUCAAGGGAGCAUAGGAAAAUGACCUCACCAAAGAAAAAGAUGGCCAGGCGGUGGCCAGCUCUUACUCCCACUUCCCUGCCGUGUUGGGACCAGAAACCACAGGCACCUGGUGGCAACCUCACCAAAGACGAGUGUGUCAUGAGGCACCCUCAUGCAGAACUUUGAAGUCCAUCCUAGGGUUGGGCCUAGCAGGCAGAUAUCCAGCCUGGGUUCUUAUGGUGUCUACCUGUGCCCAUGCCAUGGCUGGGGAAGGUUCCUAUUGACAGAUAAGUUUGUGGUCCUGUCUUGACCAUGCUGGUUUCCUAAAGAGGGGAGAUGGGCCUGGCUGGAAAGAGUACCAGGGGACUGGCCCACUGCAACUGUGAUGUGCUGGGACUCACCAGAGCCUUAGGAACUUUUUCCCUCAAGUAUUCUGGGAAGGUGAAGUCAGAACCCAUAGUGACAGGAUGCACCUGUGUCGUGUGUGCUCACAUUUAUUCCAGGGAGAAGUCUAAUUCAGAUACAGUAUUCAGGUUUUAUUUUGUCAGUGCCAAGAUAAGUCUACAGUGUCAUGUCAUUUAACCAGAGCUUAGCAUUUAUUUUAUUUCUUAGGAAACAAGUAUUUUACCUUUGUAUUAUUAUGGAAAUGUUUUUGCAGUAUUACUGAAUUUUUUUCCUAAGUCAGGAUUGAAACAAACUUUUCUGGAUGGUGUUAACAAGCCAUCUAAGUGCCUUAAGAGCUUUGAGGAAGAUGAAAACUGUUGGGUCCACCAUAGAUUCUGAUGGUUAGACAUGUUGAGAUUUUCAAAAAAGGCAAUGUUUGCUGUGCUAGGAAAGUGGUUCCUGAGAUUCCCUUUGCAUCCUUGAAAUGCUCAGCAGAGGUCAAGGCUACAGGAGCCUAUGGCCUAGACAUCCGGGAUGACCUUCUGUCCCACUGUUGGAGGCUGGCUGCAUCCCAGACAGAGGGACACCACUGCUUUUGGACUGGAAUAUCCCAGAAUAUCUUUGGAUAUGAGGUUCAUUAAGGAAAAUGCUUAAUUAAGGGUUCUAGCAAGGCCAGAGCAACCCAGCUCCUUGGGAAGACUGUUAAGAGUCUGUCUGUGCCAGCUACAGCCUCCAUCUGGCUCAUGUGGUUGGCAUCUUCCCCUGCUGGGCUCUGCUCUUUGAGAAGUGUGAGAGACCACCAUGCUUCAUGAGCAGUGGGUAGGAGGUUCGCAAUGAUGGUGCUUAGGAUCCUUGAGCUCACAUGGCAUGUGGUAGGCAAGAAAGACAGGUAGACAGCAGGGAAGCCUUUAAGGGAAGGGUCAAGAGUGGGGGGGGGGAGUCGGGGGGAGUUACUCUGAACAGAUACUGGCAGGUCCAGAAGGCAAUGAGUGGCUUAGCAGAGAUUUGGAGGAAACUUGGCUGUCAGGUCCCUGAAGAUGAUCAGAGUCCUCCUGCAGAGACCAGGGUCUCAGUAUAGCCUAUAGAGCUAUGCUUGAAGCACCUCCACUCUUAGCUCAUAGAAGGGUCAGGCAUGUGAGUGCCCCUAUUUUCUGUGAGUCUAUUAUCCAGCAGAAAGGGAAGGAAUCCAUUGAGUUCACCUCAUUCCUACAGCAGAGAUGGAGUAAGGGCUCCACAGUCAGCUCCUUGUUCAAGGUCUCCUAUUAGGAAGUAGCUUAAGCACAUGGUUGCUCUGAAUUAAUGGUCACUAACAAUGACUGGGUAUUGCUGAACUUAAGAGCCAGAAACCGGGGCCGCUCAUGCCAUCUCAGCAUAGGGAUGUGGUUACUGGCCUUUCCUGCCCAUGGCAGUGAUACUGAAAGAGAAAGGGAGCUAUUGGUUUCUACUUGGGGCUUUGUUUUUCUGUUUUUAUUUCUUUGCUAAUUUUAUUCUGUUUAUUGUUGCUGAGAGAGGAAUUUUCACAACACAGAGGUGUGGACCAUACCUCUUGGUGGUCUGAUUCACGCCCAAGUACCAGGCUGUGGUAGAUCUCAGCCUCAGCAUAGAGGAAAGUCCCUUCAGGCUUGUCUCAGCAGUUCCCCCUACCCCUGAGCAAGGCUGCAAUGGCAUAGCCAAGCCCCUGCCUGGCAAACAUUACCUCCCCCUUCUCUCCCCAGUGCUGGGUACUGAACCCAAGGCUUCAGAAAUGCUAGGCAAGGACUCUACCAGGAGCUACAUCCCCAUUCUUACCUGGCAAGCAUAAAGUCUGUGAGAUGUCUUCAGCUUUCAAGAUUCUAUGGCUGCUUCCCCUUCAAGCCAUUGUCCCAGAAGGGUCCCCAGCCAAGGACAUUUUUCUGGAACUCUUACUCUCCUUCUCAAGUCCCAGCUUUGCCAUCGGUUCAUUGCCAUGAGCUCAGUAAGUCAUUGCACUUCUCUUGGCCUCAGUUUCCCUUGGCAAAGCAUGGAGGUUGCAUAGCAUUUUCAGCAGCUCCAACCUAGAAUCCUGAAGCACAGGUGAGCAUUCUGAGGAGCUACUCCUGCCACAGAAGGGCCCCUCCCCCACUGCCACUGGGGAGGAAAGAUUAAGUAUUAUUAAUGUCUAUUCUUAAAAUUAAGUGGGCGGGAAAAAAACCAAGUUACAGAUGCCAACACCUUAUAUGGAAUACAAAAGCAGGAGCAAUCAGAUGCUGUUUUUGCAGGUACAGCUGACUCCCAACUAAGGCCUGUGGGGGUGGGAGUGCACAGCCCGGCUUCAGGGGUACUUAGAAGUCAGCACAGGCAGUGAUAUAUUGUAAUGGGAGAUAGAAACAUAGUAUUGGUAGCAUAAUUAUUGGGGUCUCAGGCCCCAAGGGAGAAGCACAGGCACCGGAGGCCUUUAGUAAACCCCUGCCAUUGACCAUGGGCUCUGUUUCUGCCUUCUUGUGGCAGCAGUCACCACCCCACCCUGCCAUGUGAGUUUCAGCACGGAUGUUCUGGUUACCUCAACAGUAUUUUCCAGAGCCAGGGGACAGCUCUGUCCAUCCCAAGGCCUGGUUCUGGCCCACACUGUGGAAGCUAGGGAAGCCUGUAUACAUUAAGCUGUGCUUCUGGUUUGGUUCUGCCUCCAUAGCACUUCCCAGGGAGCAGUCCCUGGAGUCCUGUUUUUGCCAGGGCUCCACAGCUUUGCCAAAUGCACAAAGUUUUGCCAUGCAGUCCUUGCCAAGGGUUUAUCUGUACAUACCACAAUGGGCUUCCUGGAAGUCAUGUUUUUGUGCAACAGUCUUGUCCCAAAACAUAACUGUCUCCUUGAUCUUCGGGACAAGCGCUAAGUUGAAGAGUCCAGAAGGGCAGUCUCUUCCCAGGGCCCGCCUGCUGAAGUGUCAAUAAACACAAAUUCAGAAACGCA